Messenger RNA from Moneuplotes crassus, 833 nucleotides. The record is from the annotation of a GenBank genome assembly. Lineage: Eukaryota; Ciliophora; Spirotrichea; Euplotida; Euplotidae.
UAAUUUUUUGAAAUUUAUUUUAAGUGUCAAAGAUGUUCUACUGACCUGAGUCGUAUAUUGUGCCAACUAGAAGAAGGGUGACUAACAAAUCAAUUCUAGAAGUUCCCAAACUCCGUGAGAAUUUUAGUGAAAUCCGCCGUGAUAAGCUCGAUGUGAAGGAUAUCAAUGCAAUUCUGCCAAAUAAAUAUAUCUCUCAGAAGCCAAAAGACCACCUAAAUUUAUAUAAAUAGCAUCCCUGGGGCACAGCCUAAAUUCAAGCUUGCUAAGAAAUACAAUGAGAAUGAUACCUUCGAUUAUACAGACAUUAACGUCUCCAGGCGAGUCAUUAGGAAGAUGGUCCAGUCAUCUCUAUUCGAUCACAAGCCAUAUGAGAAAGCCAAGUAUAUUGAUAAAAUACUUGUUGGGAAUAAAUUUUUGUCUAAGGUUGACCCCAUCGUAAUGAACGACCUUGGAAAAUCUAUCAGCUCUUUUAAUACGAAUAAGUCCCCUCAAAUUCCAAGAGGCAUUCCUUCAAGUAAAGCCAUGAACAAGUCUUCAAGACGACAUAUAUCAUUAUAUGGGAAUAAGCUGAGCCAAAGUAUUGAUAUUGGCUCUUUCAAUCAUUCACAAAGACUGAAAGAUUUCAGAACUUGAGUUCCUUAUGCUGGAUCUGCGACCAAAAAAGAUGCUUUUGAUAUCAACACUAACCCUUAUCAUAGAGUUAGGAAUGACUUAGCCAGUAAGCUCAAUGCCUCAACUGACCAAAUCAUGACUAACUCCAUUGAAGGGAGGCGACAUCCUCGAAGAAUGGAGACUAGGCACAAGAGGACCAGCACCACUUUAAUUCUGUAAGG